Lotus japonicus is the source of this 1771-nucleotide messenger RNA. Its product is annotated as zinc finger protein CONSTANS-LIKE 6-like. Gene Ontology annotation, cellular component: nucleus. Gene Ontology annotation, biological process: regulation of DNA-templated transcription. NCBI's taxonomy places the organism in Eukaryota, Viridiplantae, Streptophyta, Magnoliopsida, Fabales, Fabaceae. Gene Ontology annotation, molecular function: protein binding; zinc ion binding. The coding region runs from base 263 to 1486 and encodes 407 amino acids. The transcript is spliced from 2 exons. The record is from RefSeq and is a predicted model, not a curated record.
AUCACUCUGAGUAUGUGCAACUCUGCAUUAUUCGGAUGUCUAUGAAUCAUUUUCGAAAGAAGGAAAAUAGUCCCCACUUGCAGGUCUCUCUCAGGUCACCACACCACACUGUCUAGUCUCAACACACAAACAAUAAUUGAAUCUCAUUUGGGUAUCUCAAUAAAUAAACAAAUCAAACAAACACACCUCAACAUUGAACAUUCCAUUGUUACCUUCAAUAUUUUACUUUGACAAACCAAAACCAAAACCUAAAACAGGUUCUAUGACCUCAGACAUGAGAGGUGCAGGUGCCUUGGGAGCCAAGACAGCAAGAGCCUGUGAUAGCUGCCUCCGCCGGAGAGCACGGUGGUUCUGUGGAGCAGAUGAUGCAUUCCUCUGCCAUGGCUGUGACACUUUGGUUCACUCUGCAAACCAAUUAGCUAGCAGGCAUGAAAGGGUGAGGCUUCAGUCUGCUUCCUCUAAGGUAACCACCACACAAGCAUGGCACAGUGGAUUCACACGCAAGGCAAGAACCCCACGUCAGAAAAACCAUAACUUGGCGCUGCAACAACGCUUCAAAGAAAAAGUGCUCUUCAACAACACAAGCAGUGUUGUUCUUCCCCUUGUGCCAGAGCUUGGAGGUGAAGAACAAGAACAAUUGGUGGAUGAUGAUGAGUCUGAGGAGCAGCUUCUAUUUCGCGUGCCUGUGUUUGAGCCCUUUGAUGGAGAGCCUUGCAUCAAAGAGCUCAAAUACAAUACGCAAAAUGAUGCUGCUGAUGAUGAAGAAGCUUGUAACUUGGAGAGUUUUUGUGAUUUUGAUGUGGAUCUUGCUGAGUUUGCAGCUAGUGUUGAGAGCCUACUUGGGAAUGGGGUUCAUGAGGAUUUAGGUGAAGUGUUUAAUUAUACAAAAGAAGAUGAAAUAGCAGCAUAUGUAAUAGGAGAUGCAGCUACAAGUGAAAAAGCAAAGGUUAAGGAUGAAGAACUGGACACUGCUGAUACUAAUAGAGGUUGUCAUUUGGAGUCAGUUCUUGACAUAACAAGUAAUGAGGCCUUUGAAUGGAACAUUGACUCAAUGUUACAGGAAGAGAAGGAGGCUGUGGUGGCUAGUAAUAGUGGUGAAAGGGAAGAGGGAACAAAGAGAGACAUGUUUUUGAGACUAAACUAUGAGGAGGUUAUAACUGCUUGGGCUAGCCAAGGUUCUCCAUGGACAACUGGAAACCCUCCUAAGUUCAACUCUGAUGAGGACUUCUUGCCAAAUUGCAUGGGCUUGAGUGGUGCAGAUGAGGAAUAUAGGAACUUAAGAGGGCACAUUGUAGGGAGGGGAGAUGAGGGAAGAGAAGCAAGAGUGUUGAGGUACAGAGAGAAAAGAAGAACUCGUUUAUUUGCAAAGAAGAUAAGAUAUGAAGUAAGGAAGUUGAAUGCAGAGAAGAGACCAAGAUUGAAAGGCCGUUUUGUCAAGAGGACAUGCCUUGUUGGAGCCACUUCUUCUUUUCCAGCUUACCACUGACACAUGAUGAAUCAGUUAACUUCCAUGUUUGCUUUUCUGCAAAUUUGGAUUAAUACUUGGUUUGGCUUAGUGUAGCCUGUAUUAUAAUUAAUAAUGUUAAUUACUUGGUCAGGUUUAAUUUUACUAGAUUUAAUUGGUUGCUUGGGAUGUUUCUAUGCAUCUCUUGCAGGUCUAGUAUUAAUGUUAAUCCUUCUCAGCUUGUUGAAGACUUUGUAAUCCAAAUUUGGAAACCUUUUUAUUAUUCCAUAUUACAAACUCAGUUAUUCAAUGCUGAUGCUAUGAUUA